GAGGGAAGGGGCCAGGUAGUCUGUCGUCACUGAUGAUGCUUUUGGGCGCGUCCGCAUAAGUUUUCCUCGUACACUUUAUCGUGAAUAAUCAACAAAAUACAUUUACUCGUCGCCGUGUGUACAUGUGAUUGCAGAUAUAGGACGUGGAGAUAUCAAGAAGAAAUUAAAGAAAGCAAUUGGCAGAAUGAGCAACAGCGGUCAAAUUAAGCUGUUGGGCGUGAUUUUCGCGCUAAGCGCUCUGCUGCAGUCAGUGUACACCCAAAGAACACCAACAAUAUCCUAUAUCUCUCAGGAGCAAAUCAAAGAUAUUGGUUCAACGGUUGAAUUUGUGUGCUCGGUACAGUAUAGUCAGGAUUAUCCGGUUUUGUGGAUAAAGAUCAACAAAAACAGAGAAGAUCAAUUGCCAAUUUCAACUAAUACUGCUCUUAUUAUUCGUGACAGUAGAUUUGCUUUGAGAUCUGAUGCUUCAUCCUCUACGUACACUUUGCAGAUCAAAGACAUUCAGGAAACCGAUGCAGGUUUCUAUCAAUGUCAAAUUCUUAUUUCUACCAGUACCAGAAUCACUGCUCAAGUUGAGUUACAAGUACGCAGACCACCAAUUAUCAGCGAUAACUCUACCAGAGCAGUAGUAGUUAAUGAGCAUCAAUCUGUUCAGUUGGAAUGUUACGCUGGUGGUUUUCCUGCGCCAAGAAUCUCUUGGCGCAGAGAGAACAAUGCCAUUCUACCAACAGGAGGAUCUAUUUACAGAGGUAACACUCUAAAAAUCGCGUCUGUGAAAAAAGAAGAUCGCGGAACAUAUUAUUGCGUCGCCGAGAAUGGAGUUGGACGAGGUGCACGUCGUAACAUUAAUCUCGAGGUUGAAUUUGCUCCGGUCAUCAGCGUACCACGCCCGCGACUCGGACAAGCGUUACAAUACGAUAUGGAUUUGGAGUGCCAUGUUGUCGCUUAUCCUCCACCAGCUAUCACGUGGCAUAAGGACGAGGUUCAGUUAUCGAACAAUCAACACUACAGUAUUUCUCAUUUCGCCACUGCCGACGAAUAUACUGAUACUACUUUGCGUGUUAUUACUAUCGAGAAAAAACAAUAUGGGCAGUAUGUUUGCAAAGCUGCCAAUAAACUUGGCUCUGCCCAGGAAACUGUUGAAUUGUUUGAAACUAUUAUACCUGUAUGCCCGCCUGCUUGUGGCCAAGCCUAUUACGCAGCUGGUGUAAUGCCGAUAUCAUCUAGCCCAAUCGUGGCCAUUGCCUUUAUUGUAGCCUUGAUCAUCAGAAACCUCUAUACCAAACAUUAACUAUCCAGGACUUCUAUGGGGAUCAAGUAUACGCCUAGUAGCACCAAAGUGGUUGCUAACAAUUAUUAUCUUGGGCGUUCUCAAGAAGUGUAUCACUUAAAUUAGCAAAAUCGAAGACGCAGUUUAACCGAAUGUUAUUAUAGGCGAAAAGCAUAAGGUACAGUUGUAAAUCGGCCGAUACAUAUACACACGCGUAAACUAACCGCCGAUUAUAGACUGAUAAUACAUUCCCUCCACGGCGCUUUUCGCCGCUCGUUUAUAUAACGACUAUAUUUAUGUAAUUUUUAAAAAUGUAGACGAAUCUCAAAGGAAUCUCAAAGGAAUCUCAACGGAAUAACGCUUAGCGCGAUUUUUAAAGUCGAGAAGCAAUAGAUUAGUGACUUAAUAAAAAAAAGCCAACGAACACUAGCCUCCCUAAGCGGACCACUUGAAUGUAUAAUUUUUUUAAUAUAUACUGUACUAUUUGAUAAUAAUACCAAUAAUAACGUCGUCGCAAAUUUUUGAUAAUAAUCGACAUAUCUCACUAUAUCACAUAUUUCUUAUAGAGAAAAUGAGCUUUUAAAGGCGAGCAUGUGUUUAGGAAGUGAACUAUCUAUCGAGUUAGGCUUUUAUAAUACCUAAUAUUUAAUGUGGAACCGUCUAACGGGAUUUGGCAAGUUUUUAUAUAGAAUAUUAUAAACGAAUCAUGUAUGAGCUAGUAUACUAGAAUUAGCGAUGAUAUACAUCACGUUGUGUUGAUUUUUUUAUUACCGUCUGUAUAUAUUUUUUCAGUAUACGAUUUUGCAAGAGAAAGAGAAAAUAUACAAUCAGUUUUUACAUUUUAAA
This is a messenger RNA of Phymastichus coffea, 2116 nucleotides long. It is a transcript of the gene Lac, whose product is annotated as lachesin-like. Lineage: Eukaryota; Metazoa; Arthropoda; Insecta; Hymenoptera; Eulophidae. The record is from RefSeq and is a predicted model, not a curated record. Gene Ontology annotation, cellular component: neuron projection. The transcript has 6 exons. The coding region runs from base 185 to 1291 and encodes 368 amino acids.